Rhizophagus irregularis DAOM 181602=DAOM 197198 is the source of this 446-nucleotide messenger RNA. The record is from RefSeq and is a predicted model, not a curated record. Lineage: Eukaryota; Fungi; Glomeromycota; Glomeromycetes; Glomerales; Glomeraceae.
UAGUUUUGGAAUGAUUAUGUGGAUGUUAACAUCAGGUCAAUACCCUUUUUUUGAAAAUGAUUAUGAUUCUCUAUUGGCAUUAAGGAUAUGCAAAGGUGAAAGGCCUUCUAUUGUUGAAGGAACUCCUAAAUGUUAUAUGGAUUUAAUAAAAAGAUGUUGGGAUAAUAAUAUAUUAGAAAGACCUUCAGCUACUGAAUUAGAGAUGAUAUUUAGAAGAUGGUGUAUUGGUGAAUUCUAUGAUCAAUUUAUACAAGCUGAUAACAUUCAAACUUUUAUUCAAGAUAAAGAAGUAACUGGUAAAAUCAGUAAAAUCAGCCAAUUUAUUAAAUACAUCGAAAUAAGUUAGUACUACAUUUUGUUUAUAAUUUAUAUUUUCUUAAAAGAUUUAUUGAAUAUGAUAUUAUUAUUACAAUUAGACGAAGAAUUGGAUUUAUAAUUAAUCGAUU